AUGAAUGAGGGAGCGUGGAGGUGCAUUGCUCGAAGCCCAAAACAAAUAUGUGUUACGACGGAAACACGGGGUAUCUUGUCCUUCUUGACAGUGGGAUCGGACAUUUCCGUCGUGUUAGAAGAGGAGAGAGUAUUGAGCUGGGUCCAAGAGUGUUUCAGUCCAGUGGAAGUUUUCGGUUAUCUGGAACAAUGCGAUGUGAGUUUUGUAAAACAGCCAACGGUGACACACAAAAUCGUACCACAUGCUAGUCCACCUGAGAUUGAUACACACCUGAUUUUACGAGCAAUACUCAUUGUCCCGUCUUCAGACUUGUCGCUGGAUGUGUGGAACAGUGUCGUCGAGGAGUUGGAAGUCGAGCUUGGGAGGGUGGGCUUCAUCGGUGAAAACGGAGGGUAG
Messenger RNA from Marasmius oreades (fairy-ring Marasmius), 396 nucleotides. RefSeq lists its product as uncharacterized. The record is from RefSeq and is a predicted model, not a curated record. The transcript is spliced from 2 exons. NCBI's taxonomy places the organism in Eukaryota, Fungi, Basidiomycota, Agaricomycetes, Agaricales, Marasmiaceae. The coding region runs from base 1 to 396 and encodes 131 amino acids.